Messenger RNA from Saitoella complicata NRRL Y-17804, 2511 nucleotides. RefSeq lists its product as uncharacterized. Lineage: Eukaryota; Fungi; Ascomycota; Saitoellomycetes; Saitoellales; Saitoellaceae. The transcript is spliced from 2 exons. Gene Ontology annotation, biological process: positive regulation of transcription by RNA polymerase II. Gene Ontology annotation, molecular function: DNA-binding transcription factor activity, RNA polymerase II-specific; transcription cis-regulatory region binding; zinc ion binding. Gene Ontology annotation, cellular component: nucleus. Bases 1 to 2511 code for a protein of 836 amino acids. The record is from RefSeq and is a predicted model, not a curated record.
AUGCAGGCAGAGAACGAUUACCACCAUCCUGGUUUAGCUGGGAUGCAGCAGAUGAACCAGAUGAAGCCUACUUCUUACCCAGCGCUCCCGCAAAAGCCGGUGAAGAAAAGGACGAAAACGGGAUGUAUGACGUGCAGAAAACGCCGGAUCAAGUGCGAUGAAACAAAACCCACCUGUCGCAACUGUGCCAAGAGUAAACGUGCUUGCGAGGGUUACGGCGUCAGGGUGUCCUUCCGCGAAGGGUACCAACCCAAGGAAGGCGGAUCUCCUCCUGGUGUUUCUCCUGCCUCGGGACAAGCGUAUGGACACUCGGAUCAUGGAGUGCAGAGACAGGACAGUUAUGAUCAGAACGCGGCGAUUCUACCACCCUUGAAGCAGCAGGAUAUCUACGCACAAACUAUGCCUGUACGUUCUUCGCCUUUGCCUGGACUGGAGUUUGAUAGGAGGCCGUCGUUGCCUUCUUUGGCUGAUGUUCCGAGGACGUCGACGUUUGUUGAUAGUCCUCCGUCGAUGGGGAUCAGGGCUAUCCCGUCUAGAAAUGCAUACCCGCAGUCAGAUGUGAGGUCAAGCAUUGACUAUGGUACUAGACCUUCGCAGAUGUUCCCUACCCGCUCCCAGUCAAUGAAUGACGUCCCUACUCAUCAACCAUCAGCCUUGACAGGGUCAGGCUUGCAUAGCCUCGUGAAUGCCGCUGAACAGCAGUACUCUCGGAGUAUCAUGCGUGCUGUUCAUGCUCCCAGGUUGCAUGGAGAUUCCGAGGAUGACGAGCACGAGUAUUACCACAAACCCGCUGGCGGUGUUCGUACGCCCCCUCAGCCGAGGCAGAGUAUCGAUUCAAAUGCGCCGUCCGUCACGUCUAAUGGUUCGGGUUCGCCCCGUAUGUCGAUCUCUGCACUCCUUGGUGGGGCUCCGGCUCCGGUUGUGAAUACUGCUCGGAUCGAUGAGGCGGAGCAGGAUGAUCUCUCGUUGUACGAGCCGGAAGACCAAAACAUGUUGGCGAGCGCGGGUAAGGCGUAUGCUGGCUUAGGCAUGAUGGAUGCCGCGACGACUCAGAUCUUCAAUCACUUUUUGUUUGUUCUCGGGCCGAUUAUGAAUACCUUUGAUUCGGCGCCUGCUGAUCCUGAGGCAUUGUUCAAGGACCCCUUAGUCGCGGAGAAGAACUUGUGGACGUACCUCAUUCCCAUGAUGGCGAUGCGUCAUGAUGCUUUGUUGCACUCUGUGUUGGCGUUGUCUGCGUUGCACAUGAGCAAGGUUGCUGGCGGACCGGGCCAUGUUCCGUUGUUGCACUAUCACUUGGCGAUCAGGAAGUUAAGGCGUGUUUUGGAGGCUGGAGAGAGGGAGGCUAGGGACGAGGCUAUGUUGGCUGCCACCUUGUUGCUGAGCUACUACGAAGUUAUGAGUGCCGAGCAUGUCAAAUGGGGCAGGCACAUGAUUGGCGCGAAGAACUUGGUCAAGACGAUCCUUGAGAAGGAGAGGGUUGGGCAGGGGUCCAAGGAUCCGGUCAUGCAGUUGGCCCGUGAGAAGUUAGUCUGGCUGUAUCUCCGCGUCGAUAUGAUCCAGGCUUUAUUGAGCGGAAAUGGGAUGUUGCUGGAUAGGCAGUACUGGCACUCUUUCGUUCCACGCAACACCCCAGCUGAGUCUGUCAACUUCCAUGAUCAUCUCCUACUCUUGAUGUCCAGGCUCGCAAACUUUUGCGCAACGGACCGUGAGCGCAAGGUGUCCCAGGCCGGCGACGAUAAUGCUUCCGCUCAAGCUUUGGAGCAGUGGGAGUCUUUGGAGAAUGACUUGCGUACUUGGUACUGUGCUCUGCCGCAAGAUCUCUUGCCGUUCAACGAGAAGGAUGCGCCCAAGCACCUUACGCCGUUCGGUCUCGCUGUCUACUUCAAGGAGCCGGCUAUCGCUGCUCUCCACUUCUUCUAUAGCACUGCAGUCAUCCAACUUCGCCGGGCCCAUCCAUCAUUGCCGGCGACUCGCGAAGGUCAGAUUCGUGGUAGCGCGGCAAGGACGGCUGGGCAUUGUACGUUGGUUCCGGCUAUCGUUGCGGGGUUGCUCUUCUCGUCUGGGGUCAUGCUUCCCUCCAUGGCUGCGACUGGUCAACAGUUGUCCAAGCAUUACCCUCCCUCGUCUUCUAUCAUCUCUGCACUCCUGGCGUCUACGUUCCCUAUGCUUGUCGCCGGUCUGCAAGCCCAGGCUGCGGACCAACGUGCAUUCCUUGAGGAGUCAAUGGAGGCUAUCUUUGAGUUGACAGGGAGUUUGACGGCUAGUCGUGUAAUUGAGGGAUACAUGUUUGCUUGGGGUCAAAAGCAGAAGGUCACUCGCUGCCCGACCGGUGAUCUCGAGGACCUAAGCGAGCGUCGUGAGCGCAGGAUCAUGCUCGACCAGGAAAGCGGCGAGCAGCUGCAGUGGGUUCUGCUGACGAACCCUGAGCGAAUUGGGUUUGCUACUGGUGUGCUCGGCGAACUGGACAAUGAGGAUUACGAGCUCUUUCGUGGUCGGCUCGUAAAGUCAUGA